CAUUCGAUGUAUCGAAUCUACCAUCGAUAUAGUUGGACACUCACCGCUAACAUUUUGAGCACUUGUUAUCCCGCUAAAAUUGCACCGUCUUUCAAAAGAGUCUUCAAAUUCGCCACACAUUGGCUGUUGCGUCGUUUUGUGCUGUGAAAAUAAGCUGCACCCAUUAGAAUUGCAGUUGCAAGCGAGUACUCGUGUUGCGCAGUAAAAUGUUCAAUGUGAAUCCCAUUUUCGCGGAGCCAGAAGCCAACGAGAAUCUUUCGAACGUCAGAGACGACGACAUUUUGCGCCAACGCUUUAGUCACGCCAUUGUGCCCCAAUUGCUCGCGGCCUAUGAGUGAAUACCAAAAAUUGAGAGUAACAGAGACCUAUCGCCUGCUAGCCAUUCUGCCCAGCUCCUGCGUUCAGACGCCGCGCACCGUUGACCGUAUCCAUCGCCCUACCAUAGUACGGCUUAGAGCCUAUGCCUACACCUGCGACCUGAAGUUGGGAGCCAAAUACCUAAUCACUGGGCAUUUUUCCGGAUCUACGAAUUACAGCUUUGAAGCAUGUCAUCUAAAAAGCGCCUAGGGGCACGCCGCCAGGGUACGGCUGCUGUCCCACUCAACAAAUAUUUCUGCAGCGACGAGGAGUCGGAAAAUACCUCGAAUCCGGUCGGUGCCGUUGGCACGAUCACUGGAUCAAACGGAUUCAGUCACACCAGCAAUGUUACCCCUAUUCUAACCCCAACGUUUCAAGACAACGAUCAAAAGCCAUCAAACUCUACACCUGUGGUUGCCACUCUGCCAGCAUUCGACUGGGACUCUGACGAUAUCGAAGGUUCUCCAAAUAAAGCCGAACAGGCAGCGUCGCUAAAAGUGCAGACUGUUAAAUACGCAUCCGAAAAUCCGCUUGAAAUUGUUGGAGCCAAGACGAGGGCUCUUCUGGCUAAAGAGGAUGCAUAUUGGCACGAUCCGACGCUACCUUUAAAGCCCGACAAGCGCGAGUCGGUGGCCAAAUGGCUAAGCUCGCUGCCCACAAAAAUACAGAGCACACGGCAGCAGCUGGAGCAGCCUGAGGCUCUUGUUCAGGGCUGCGCUUUACUCGAUCACUCGAAUAAUGCCGAUGCCGAUGCCUUUCAACUAUCUGCUAGUGAACCCCAGGAAACAGCUGACAACAGGAAUCAUCGUCGUCUUGCCAGACAAUUACGAAGCCAAGCCGAGCCCGAGGCCACAUCCCAGCUAAGUGUGAUGCCAGAGGAGCUGCCAACAACCACUGGCACUGCCAUACACGAUUGGGGAGUAGGACCACAGGCUCAGGAAGCAGUGGCCACUCAGCGUACCAGAAUGAACUUCGCCCGUCGUCCCCGACGCAAGAUAGGCUCCAUUGCGGCCAAGGAUUUGGCUUAUCUGAAUACCAAUCAGGGAGAGAUGACGGAAAUGGAAAAUCCCAUGCCUCAACCGUUCCCAUACAACUAUUAUUGCAGUGUUCCAGCUCCGGCUCCAUCGACUUAUUCGGCUCCUGGUCCGAAUCCGAUUAUAUUAUCGGCUAUUCCAUCCUAUGCUCCCGAAGCAUUGACUUCAGAUCCAGGGCUAUUGCCCAUAGAAGUGCUUUUGGUGCCUGAACGGAUUGAUAUUCCAGAGAAUGUUUUAACAUCCCAGGUAGUCUAUCGCCCACAGACAGGCGAAAUAUUGGCACGAGAAGAUCGACUGCCGCUGCAGCACCCUGCGCCCAUGGAGAACUGCCACCCGAUGGUGAGCCAGUCGGUUUUUCGGCUUGCCAGCCUCCCAAUCACUGGGGUGGGAACUGGGACAGAUCAUGCUGUGGCUACUACUACACAGUUGGAUGGUUGCGGACUGCCAUCCUCUAUAUCAGGUCCCAGCCAGGAAUUGCCAUCCCUCAGUUCUUGGUACCACAAAGAAUCGAACCCAUCAUAUACAUUCGCGUCCCAGGAGACAGAAGUGGUGUCUUUGUGCCAAAGUUCGGACAUUUACCGUUGUCCCAUCAGCUCUUUGUAUCCAAACCAGGAACAAACUAUUACUUCAAUGCGCGACAUGCUGCAGCAGGCUUUUAUGGACAACAAACAAGCUAUGGACAACCUCAAAACGGACCACCACCAGCAUUCCAACCAAAUCCUGGAUACGGACAAUGCCCAAACCCCCCGCAGCAAUUCUACCCGUGCGCAGGGAUGGGAGGAGGGAUGGAACCUCAGUCAGGGGGAUUUGGCCAGGGAUAUAAUGCACAGUCGGCCGCUCCUCAAUAUGGACUUGGAGGACAACAACCAACAGGCAAUGGUUGGAAUUGAUAUUGAAAUUGACAAAGAAGACCCAGACACACAUGGCACAGUUCACAGUGCACUCAAGUCUCUCCCAACUGCGGCUCCUCCAGGACAAUCGAGUUCUUCGACUGUGGCUCGCCAUCAGCUCUUUAGCCGUCGGCCAGCCAAUGAAGCCCACCCAAAGCCGGACCUCAACUUUGCGCCGUCGAGCGUGAAAAAAUUGUAUCAACUGAUCUGCUCGCAGUACUCGGACUAUGCCUUUAUCUAUGCCCUGAGCGCCCAGCUUAGCCAGGAGUGCGUACCCAUGGACUGUUACGUCUACUUGAAGAUGGUCCUGCUGGCCAGCAUUGCGUCCAUCGAGCCGGACGAGUUGCGGUCCCCCAUCUCGCUGUGCAUCAUUGCCACCGACGGCACCAUGGCCAAUCGUCUGAUGUCCAGUGUGGGUCAGUUGGCGCCACGUUUCCUGGGCCCUCACGAGGGCGGUCUGCAGGCCACGUACUCGGCACUGCCCGUGCGCUACAAUUGGGUGGUGGCCAGUCCCCUGCUGAUGGCCCAACAGGGCGUUUACUAUGUCGGUGAUUGGACGCGUCUGUCCCGCGAGCAUGGCGAACAGCUGGAGAAGGCUAUCGAGAACGGAGCGGUGCCCGUGCCGCAGACGCAGGGCGAGCAGCCACUGGAAGCCGCCAUUUGGACGCACUGGCAACCGGAGAAUGCCAACAAUCAGACAGUGGCCUUUGCCAAACUGUGCCCUAUCUUUGGCCUGCCCAUUUACAUGGGGGAGCAGGUGAGCGACAGCCUGUGGGGUUUUCUGCUCCAGCUGCACAGCGAGGACGGCCAGAAGACGGAGCAGGAUGGACUGAACGUACCUGAAGAGGAUUUGCGCAUGCUUCUCGGCUUGCUGCACAAGCGGAAGGUGGUCUUUGGGGAUGCGGCCCAAUGCUUGCUGCAAAAAUACUAUGUGAUCUCACGCAAGCAGCGACCAACUGUAUUCUCUAGCAAGACGUAUAUUGUGCUGAAACAGUUCGCCGAGUCGUUUGCCAAGCUGGCGAUGCGGUUGGAAGUCCUCGAAGCGGAUGUGAUUGUAGCCAUUUUUCACUGCGAGCACCUUGUGCAGAAAAUAUUUGGUGCCCAAGAGAUGCCCGCACCAUCGGUGGAGACAUUCAGUGUGAUUUCCCACAUUGAUCCGUACAUGGAUGAGUUCACACGCUGGCUGUUGAACUACCUCGAUCGAUAUGGCGAGGAACAGCUGGGCAUUCAAGUCAAGCGCCGCAGUACCGGCAGCUGGGGCGAAAUGGAAUAACGCAACACUCAAUUAACUAUAAGUUUUCUAUUUUUUGGUGUUUUUGUUUGUUUUUUUUUGUAACUCGUAAGGCGCUCAAAGCAAACAAACAACUGCGGUGUGGUCUUACGCUUAUUAACCAGUUGUGAUUCAUCACCAUGUCGUUGGUGGCUCUCAGUGGUACAUUACCUUAUUACCUUUAGAAAAGGUACGAGAAAUGUAGCCAGGCAAAAGAUAUGCCAUGCCACUAACCGUUUUACUUUCAUACAUCUAUUAUUACAAAUAUUCAAACAAACCAAAAAUGUCAUCACCAAAUAGGCAGAAAUAGAUAUAACAAUAAAUGUUUGGACAAUCCAUUCAUGUUUGGAGUUUACCUCAGUUUAGAUCACAAAAAUAUUUUCCAAAAAUAUACGAACGAAAAUUUGAAAAUGAAGCCAGCUGCCAGGUUCGGAACCCCACCCAAAGCUCAGGCUUUGGUCCAGUUGGAGAACGGCCCGUUCUACAAGACAAUCUAUGACUUUUUGAACCAGCUAUCGAUGGCGUCGGACCUGGGCUCGCUCAUCGGCUGCAUAGUGCUCUUCCUGAUCAUGUGGUAUAUUAUAACUUGGUUGUUGCGGCUGGUGCUCUCCCUGUUCUGCGCGGCCGUCAUUGUGGUCCUUGUCGUGGGCAUUAUUCGCUCUGAAGUCGCCUCCAAAGAUGUGGUACUUAUGCUAUACCAAGUGAUAUUGGUGAUUGCUAAAAUGAUUGGAGGCAUCUUGGUCUAUGCUUUGAGGAAAUGUUCCAAUUAAUCCCGAUUACAUUACAUAUUUAUGGAAAAUAUUUAAUUAAUUAAUUUAUAAAUUGUGCAACAUUGUGUUGUGGGGGAAUGAA
Molecule: messenger RNA, 4403 nt
Organism: Drosophila pseudoobscura
Lineage: Eukaryota; Metazoa; Arthropoda; Insecta; Diptera; Drosophilidae
Gene: mei-218
Product: meiotic 218
Exons: 7
Coding region: 546-3554 (1002 amino acids)
Source: RefSeq, a predicted model, not a curated record